This is a messenger RNA of Fomitopsis serialis, 3033 nucleotides long. RefSeq lists its product as uncharacterized. Lineage: Eukaryota; Fungi; Basidiomycota; Agaricomycetes; Polyporales; Fomitopsidaceae. Bases 415 to 3000 code for a protein of 861 amino acids. The record is from RefSeq and is a predicted model, not a curated record. The transcript has 3 exons.
CCGUACGAGCCUCCGCGCGAGCGCUUCACGCCGCCACGCGAGGUCUUCUGCUCGCCAUCGCAGGAGUCGCCCACGCGGUCGCGGCCAAACCGGCGCAAGUCCGUGCAGAGCACGAAGGGCACGAAGCGGCUGACUCUGACAAUCAAGAAGGAGCCGCCGGUGAUCGACCUCACCCAACCGCUGCCCCCGCCGUCCCCGACGGACGAUCCGCUCCUGUUGUCUGGCCCGCCCCGACGCCGGAGGCCGAAGCCGAAGUCGCGCCCGAGCGAGGUCAGGCCGUCUACUCCCCCUCCCCUUCCCUCUUGUUCCUUUGAUGACUCUCUUGAUGCCGGUUCGCGCGCUUCUACACACUCGCUUAAUGGUUCUACACAUUCGUAUUCUCGUGAUACCCCACCUUUGUUGUCGAGCUCGCCGAUGCGCGAGGACGAUGAGGACGAGGAAGAGGAUGCCCCUCUCCCGGAGCUCAUCAUGGCCGCACCGGCACAGGCCGCCCCGUCCGACCCCGUCUUCACCGACGACGAGGACGCCAGUGGCGACCCAGCACCCGUAUUCAACUUCUCUGCGCUGGACGCGGCGAGCGACGAUGACUGGAGCGACGACGGACGCGGCGCAGGUCGCGAGGAAGCGGAGGAGGCGACGGGCGAGUAUACGGGGAGGUUCAGGGUCAUGGCCAUACCGACAAAGGCAGACCCUCCGAGCAGCUGUACGAGGAUGAGGAUGGACAAGUGGGGGCGGCCGAAGAGUCCGCAUCCGAGACGGAGCUUGGCGGCUUUGGAAGAGGGGGAGGAGGGAGUUGAUGAGGAUGAGGACGAGGACGAGGUGAUGAAGGAAGUGGAGGAGGCGGAAGAGAGCGAGGGUAGGGAGGAGGAUGUGCUGGAAGGGCAGGAUGUUGAGCUUGAGGAAGAAGUUUAUCAGCCUCUUGUCGAGGUUCGGGAAGAGCUUGCCCUGGAUGAAGACGAGGAGUCAUACGAGGCUCGGUACGAGCCAGCAGUCAUCCCUGUCGAAGAACCGGAUUUCGUGGACCUUUCGGUAGAGGUGCACGAAGACUCGCGCACGCCCUCCCCAACUCCCUUCGAGCUACUUACCCAGAAGACCACUGAACAAUAUGACUUCGACGUGCUCAUGGACGACGCGAGCGACCAGGACACACUCACGGAGCCGGACCCCGACCUUGCGGACGAUUUCGUCUCGGAGCUCAGUUCGAAGGGCAAGGAGCGCGCGAUCGUGCACAGCGACGUCUCUCCAUUGCCUAGCACGUCUACUGUCACGGUCGAAGCUCCCACUGAGGCUGAAGUGGAGGUUGUGGAGGAGUACUCGUCUGUCGACGUUGACGAGGAAGAGGAGGACCGCUCGGACGAGGCUGUCAUCGACCGCGAACUGUCUGUCCUGCCGGACGACGAGAGCGAAGAGGAGGAGGAAAUUGAAGCCACCACGGAAGUCCUACAACACGCGUUCCAUCCUCCCAGUGAGUCUCGCUCUACCGAUGCGGAGGCGAAUCCGGUGCGCUCCCCGGAGGUGCAGCCCGCGGCGGCAGAUGAGUACGAUAACCCAGCGGAUGGUUCCGACGACGAUGAGAGCGACUCCUUGGAUGACGGUGUCAUCAAGAUCACCAGUGAUGACCCUCUGGCAGCCGCUCGCGCUGCAGCGAUUCUCAGGCUGCACGACUACGACUGCGUCCCGCGCAUUCUCGCCAAGAAACGCCGCCAUUCUCAUCUCGACGCGACGUCCGCCAUCCGCGACGCGCGCCGCCGGUCGUCGCUCGCCUCAGGGAUCAGUAAGGCCACCUCGUCCACGCCGAAGGGUACGCGCAGGCACACCCUCGGGGGCAUGCUCGGCGACAAGGUGUUCAUCCCAGGGAGCCCGGCGUUGACCAUACCGGAGUUGCUGAAGGAAGCGGAGCGUUCGCUUGAUCUUGAGAACCUCAGCCACAGCCACAGCCAGGUUCAGGAUGAAAGCGCGGUCCUGCAGAAGAUGGCCUCGACCCGGAACGAGUUCGUCACGCCGUUGAAGCCGGCAGACUCGUUCAGUUGGGCGACGCCGAGCUUCUCCUUGGGGGACGCGUCGACUCCGGUUGGGAGAGAGGCGGGAGCUUGGACGCGCAAGGAGUGGAAGAAGCUGGAUUCGUGCUUGACGGACGAGCGGCUUGCGCUUGGAGGUGGCAAGGUGCUGGUGGAUGUUGAUUCUGUUGAUCUGGAGAAGGUCGCGGAUCGGUUCUUCGCGCAGCGGGAGGGAACAUCUGUGUUGCAGGAGCCUGAUGGGCUGAAUCGGGAGGAUGUCUUGCGGCGUGCCAGAGCGUUGCAGAAGAAGCAGCAGGCUGGAAGGGUCGCACCGCCCACGCCUUCAUCCGUCUCCCUGCUGUCAAACACUCCUUGUAUGUCAAGCUUCGAGAAGGAGUGCACUACGCCCCAAGGGCAUGCAUCUUCCGUGCCUCCCGCUCCUUCACCGGCCGAACCAGAAAGAUUGCAACCACCGCCACAACCGCACCCACAACCCAGGAGCGGCACCGCUAUCCCGCGCCCUACGUUCACGACGAGAGUUAAGGGCUUCUUCUCUUCCUACCUCCCCGUCCCAUCUGGCUCGAAAGCGCAACCUGUCAAGAAGCCCAAACCCGCGCAACCAGGCUUUCCCGUACCACCACCAGAAACCUUCGCCAAACCCCGCGCACCGAUCCACACACCUGCCCCGAAGCCUGUGCCGAAGCCCGUCCCUCCGAGGAACUCUGUCCAACUGAACGCUGUGCCCCCGCCGAAGCCGUCCAGGAUACCGCGCGGCAAGGAACAGCCUCGCAGAUUGGUGGACCUGCACCCGGCGCCACCACCUCCGGUGGACAAGCCGCUCCGAAUGGAUCCUUCCGCGAAGAGGCGCAGUAGCGGCGGGAGUGUCAAGGAUCUGAUCCUGGCUUUCGAGGGACUGGGCGAGAGCUCGAGCUCGAGACCUGCUUCAGUGGCGUCGAAUCGUGGAGGGAGUAAGUUGAAGGAGCGGCCCUUAUGGAGACCUUGAUUGAGCGAUAUACCAGUAUGAAUUAUGAUUUAA